Capsicum annuum is the source of this 958-nucleotide messenger RNA. RefSeq names its product protein FATTY ACID EXPORT 2, chloroplastic-like. Lineage: Eukaryota; Viridiplantae; Streptophyta; Magnoliopsida; Solanales; Solanaceae. Gene Ontology annotation, cellular component: membrane. The record is from RefSeq and is a predicted model, not a curated record. Bases 1 to 729 code for a protein of 242 amino acids. The transcript has a single exon.
AUGGGAGAAUUUUUGGCCAUUUCUCAGUCCUCCAUAGUUUUGCCUCACUUUCGAUUCCAAGCUUGGAGUCAAAGACAGCAUUUCAUUGCUCAUAGUCAGCCAUUGAGGUCACUUCAUUCAUCUCCGCAUCCCUUGACUACCCCUCAGACACUGUAUCCAGAAUUGUCCACUGAAUCGAAGCAUUUCUACUGCGGGUUCAGAGCCAGUGUUGUCUCUGACUCUACAAGGCCAACUACCUUUUCUGUUGAUUCAGCUGGACCAGGAAUCGAUAUUCUGCCAGAUGCAGGUGGUGGUGGAGAUGAUUCUGGGGGUGCAAAUGGCGACGGUGGCGGCGGGGGAGAUAAUGGUGGCAAUGAGGGGGGGUCAGAUGAAGGCAAGGAUCAUAAUAGUAAAAAGAAAAUGGCCCUCUCUAUGUCCCAAAAAUUAACAUUAGGUUAUGCUUUCUUGGUUGGUGCUGGUGGUUUUAUGGGUUAUCUGAAGAGUGGCAGCACGAAGUCCCUGAUUGCAGGUGGAGUUUCUGCUUCCCUCCUGUACGCUGUUUAUGCUAUGCUUCCAACACAACCUGUUUUGGCAUCAGCAAUUGGUUUCAUCCUCUCAGCUGGACUUCUUGGAGUAAUGGGAUCUCGUUUUCUGAAGUCAAAGAAGGUUUUUCCAGCUGGUGUUGUCUCCUUUGUGUCUUUUGUUAUGACCGGUGGUUAUUUGCACGGAAUAUUGCGCAGUGCGCAUUAGAUCCCCUAAAAUGAGCCAAGUUUUGGUCAACAGACUGAACACAGAUAAUCACUAGUAUCUACUCUCUACUGUGGAUUAUAGUUUUCAUAUCUGUUUGAAUUUGGAUUUUGCGAAGUUUCCUAAGAGUUGUCGGGCUGCUUGAAGUAAACUAAUGUUGUAUCAAGGGAACCUUUGCUAACCCUCUUCCUCCGUCGUGUAUUCAUCCUGUCUUUGGAGAAGUUUUCCUCUA